Molecule: messenger RNA, 2867 nt
Organism: Salvelinus sp. IW2-2015
Lineage: Eukaryota; Metazoa; Chordata; Actinopteri; Salmoniformes; Salmonidae
Product: actin nucleation-promoting factor WASL
Biological process (GO): actin filament organization
Molecular function (GO): actin binding
Source: RefSeq, a predicted model, not a curated record
AAAAUCCACUGGGAAAUAGGCCUAGACCAUUCCAUCCUUCGUGAUAUUUUGGGAUCCUCAUUAUAUUGUAACACCAGAACAUUUACAGACGACAUACAGAUAUAUAUAUUUUUUAAUGCAAAUUCAUUUAUUUCGGAAGAGGGGGCCUUACUCUUUAAUUUGUAUAUGAUUUUUGGGUUUCUCCACCCCCUCUCUUCAUUGGAAUGGUUGUUCCUUCACACUGCCUACUGUGCCAUGUUGGAUGGAUGUAACGUUAUCGAUGUUGCAGCUGGAGUUACGAAUGAAAGUUUAGAUUUUGCCCUCUGCAAGAUUGGGGUUCCACGGAUUCUUCGAGGACCCUGGGGCAUGGUGACGGUAUUCAACAACCGGGAUCCAAAAAUAUUUCAUUUCUCAGGCCUCUAGCUACCUUAGAAACAACGUAAUAAGACGAUGCAGUUGCAGGCCAUGGCGACCAAAGGCUGCACGAAUUGUAUGUAAUAUUCAAGAGUAAAACAGUUAACUUUGUUUAUCUGGAAAUUAUUUGGGAACAUGAAUAGCCAUCCUCCGCAACGCCGGGUUGGAAAUAUUGGCUCCAUACUCCUCACCCCGCAAGAGAACGAAUGCCUCUUCAACUACCUGGGCAGGAAAUGCAUUACCCUGUGCACAGCGGUGGUCCAGGUGUAUGGGGCAGACAGGAGCUCGUCCUGGGUGAAGAGGUGCUGCGGAGUGGCCUGUCUGAUCAAGGAUAACCCUCUGAGGUCCUACUUCAUCAGGGUCUUUGACAUCAAGGAAGGGAAAACCAUGUUUGAACAGGAGCUCUACAAUAACUUCUCAAUCAACAGCUCGAGGUCCUAUUUCAUUUCGUUUUCAGGAGAUAACUGCCAGGUAGGCCUGAACUUCGCUAGCGAGGAAGAGGCCAAGCGAUUUAGAGCCGCACUGAAAGACCUACUCGGCAGACGGCAACGUAAAACGGAGAAAAGACGUGACCCUGCAAAUGGCCCAGCUCUCCCUAUGGCCACAGUGGACAUCAAGAACCCGGAGAUCAACAAUGUGCGCUUCCACAACUCCCACCAUCAUCAACACCACCAGCAGCAGCCUCAGCCACACCACGUCAACAACAUGCUGCACAGCAGCUUCAGCAAGAAGGAGAAGAAAGUCAAGGGCAAGAGGAAGAAGCUCACCAAGGCUGACAUAGGCACCCCCAGCAACUUCCAGCACAUCGGCCAUGUGGGCUGGGACCCAAACACAGGCUUCGAUUUGAAUAACCUGGACCCGGAGCUAAAGAACCUGUUUGACAUGUGUGGCAUCUCAGAGGCCCAGCUGAAGGACAAGGAGACCUCCAAGGUCAUCUAUGACUUCAUCGAAAAGAAAGGAGGGGUGGAGGCCGUCAAGAACGAGCUCCGUAGGCAAGCCCCACCACCUCCUCCCUCUCGGGGUGGCCCACCUCCUCCUCCCCCACCCCACAGCUCGGGCCCAGCUCCUCCCCCACCACCACCACCACCCCCAUCGCGAGGUGGCCGGGGUGCCCCGCCACCACCUCCACCCUCUCGGGCCCCCACCUCUGCCCCUCCCCCCCCUCCCCCCUCCAGGCCUGGUGCCCUAGGAGCCCCCCCUCCUCCCCCGCCCCCCAACAGAGGGGGCCACGGCCACCACCACUACCAGCCACCGCCUCCACCCUCACACGCCCCCCAGGCCCCACCGCCACCUCCCCCACCAGCAGCACCACCCUCCAGUGGCGGGGGAGCCCCUCCUCCUCCACCUCCUCCACCACCACCCCCACCUGGACCCCCGCCCCCUCCAGAGCUGGACGGUGGUGUGGAGUCGCCCCACUCACCCCCGGGCUCGGGGGGUAAGUCGGCCUUGCUAGAGCAGAUCCGUGGGGGCACCCAGCUGAAGAAGGUGGAGCCACCGGCCUCCAAGCCACCAGCCACCACCGUAGGGCGCGAUGCGCUGCUCGACCAGAUACGGCAGGGCAUCCAGCUAAAAAACGUACCAGACGGCCCAGAAUCGGGCUCCCCUACACCGGCCCCCUCGGCAGGCAUCGUGGGGGCACUUAUGGAAGUCAUGCAGAAGAGGAGCAAAGCCAUCCACUCCUCAGAUGAAGAUGAGGAUGAUGACGAUGAAGAGGAUUUCGAAGAUGACGACGAAUGGGAUGACUAGUAAAGUUUCUCGUCCUCCUCCCCAACACAACUGACACUAAACUGAUCCUAAAAUCUUCCAAAAACUGACUAAAAUUGAGAAUGUUCUAUGAUUUUGCUCUAUUUAUUGUUGCCUUUUUGCUUUUAUUAACCUGUGCAAUACCUUGUUCAUUUAAUCUGUAAAGUGUUGUCACAUACCCUCUGUAGAGUAUCUCUGGUAACACUUUCCUGCGACUCUGUCAUAGAAUGCUCACAUCACCGUUAAAAGCAUGAUAUACAAAUAUUAUAAGCUGUCACAACUGUUCAUGGUAAUACGCUGACUUGCUCAGGCUGACCACCACUGCAUGUGACGCUGCGAGAUUGCUUGUCGUAAGCUAAUACAAGGUGUUAUAAAUCACCAAUGACACCUGGUGUCUGUUUAGGAGGGUGCAAUGUCACGGAACGUCCAGAGAUAGAAACGUAUUGUGUAGAAUAGAUAUGAUUCUCGGUCCUCAAGAAUAGUUCUUAUUCACUUACAGUAUCAGCUAACAUUAUAUUUCUAUCUGCAACGUUCUGAACACUGAGCCCUAUGGAAUAACACAUUGCUGCUAUGUCAUGGUUAUGACAGCCUAAAGACAGCAGGUUCAAGUAGUACGGUAUCUGAUGGAUUAACAGUGUGCAAUUCUAGUUAGGAUAUAUUUGUUUGGUGUGUUCUGUUCCCCUGUCCGUAAAGAAAGGGAGAUGGAGAUAUAUAUAUACACACACACACAC